AUGGCGCCAAUCCAGCCAGCCUCGAAGAACGACCCUGCGUCGACCCGCCCGCGGCUGCAAGCCAUUAACCAGGACUUUUCCGACCUAGACGAACAAAUUUCACAAGUUGCGCAUAUAAUAGGUCUUCCUGAAGAUUGGACCACUGUGACAGAAGAGGAAGUAAAGGCCAGGAUCAUACAGCGACUUGUGCGCGCAAGAGCGGAAUGGGUUUUGCGAUGGAUACUUGACAAACUGAAGGAUGAUUUGGAAAUAGGGCGCACAGCGCGGGGAAAUGCGAACGCAUGGCAACUUCUUGAAUGGAUGAUUCAAAUCCUUCCUGUUUCGAGAAGCGCAUCUCAUUUACGCGACGCCAGUUUCCCGAGCAUUCUUGAGCGAGCGCUUGUUGAGAACUUCGACAAGGAACCUACUGUGCAGCCUGCAAGCGCAUCCGAGGAUGUUCACAUGAAUGACGAUUCCGAGUCGAGCGCGACCGUCCGGGAAGACAGCAAGCCAUCUAAGAAACGAAAGCGCGGAAUUGUGCAAAGUCCACCCUUGAGAACGGCAACUCUCGAUCCAGCAAAACUCGGUCAUCUUUUUCGCGUAAUUCGAUCUAUCGUAGCCUCGAUAACCGCUUUGGCCGCAGGAAACAAGGGCGACGAUACUACUCAAGCGGAGCUUAUGAAGAUGGUCUUGAGGACCGACAGUGCGGAAGCUUCACGGAUCCUGAGGUUCUGGCUCACGAGCGUUCACCGAAUUCUAAGCACUCCUUCAAAAAACACACAUCUGGACCCCUACUGGACAGAAUUCGUCGACCUCUCCCUACCCUACGGAAUCUGGGAUCUACGAACAGUGGAUGCAAAAGAUGAGACUGGUGCGUCUGCUGAAGAGUUCAGCACAGAGUGCCUUGUUCCUACAUUGGAUCUUCUCGUAUACCUACAGGAUUUACGCGACGGAGGUGUCUCGAAUGUUCCUUCUUAUGCAGUUAGUCGCGCGAUUGGAGCAUUGGACAAGUCAUUAACUAGGCAUUUAUUUGCGCCUUCGAGAGCGGCUUUCUUUGGCGAGACCAGCAGUAGAUCUUCUUCGGGCGAAGCCCCAAAGCCGCGGGACGCCCAAGUGUUGGCCAGCAACUUGGAACCUCUGCGUGCGAAGCUCCUCCAAGCUGCGCAGAUUGAGGAUGGCGGCGAUGUUCUGCCAACAAGACUUGCAUCCCUGUUCGACGCAGUCCCCCACUUAUUAGAUUUGGUCAUCCGCGUAUCCCCGUCUCGAACACCGAAAAGCAGGGCCAUGGAGAAACCCUGGCUGCAAGCUGUCUUUUCUACACUUGCUGAGUGCGCGGGAUGUUCACUGACGACUCCUCCGGAGUUCAUCACACGCCAAACCGCGGUCGCUGCUCUCAGUGCUGCUUUGCGUGUGCUGCAAGUCCAUGAAGUUACUCUUGGUUCAGAUCUCGUCAAGACCAUCUUUUGGUACCAUUGCGGAGUCAAAUACCCAGAAGGUCAAGAGAAGAAGGUGCAUUGGUCCCUAAUUGCAUCUUUGAUCGAGCUUGACUCCUCGGUAUUCGUCAUAGGAUCGAAAUCAGGCAGCAAAGGAACACAAGCAGACCAUACUGAGCUUGUUGAGUUCAUUUUCGAGCAGAUAUCUGCAGUGGAGUUGAGCGGUCAAGGGUUUCUUGAUGAGAAGCAGGCCCAGAAGACUGAGAACCAGCCAGAAAUUACCAGAAACUCACAAUUGACAAGAAAAGCAAUUCUAGAGAAGGUUAUUAUCCCUCUCAUGUCGGCCUUUGUACGAAGUCGCAACUUGCUAGGCUUCAUUCGCAGAUGGGAUGAUCAGUUGAUCAAAAGCUACAGACAUGGGAAACGCAAGGCUCUUAAAGAUCGACAAGAUAUCAUUUGGCAAGAUCGCGCCCUCUACACUGCCUUGGCAGGUGUUUUUGAACAGUCUCUCACUCUGGGUCAAAUCAAGAUUCUUAUUCAAGAUCAUGAAGAGCGUUUGGCGACACUGAAAGAGGCAAUGGAAGCAGCGUCCAAAGAAGAUGUAAAGGUCAAGAAGCUCGCAGCUUACAAGAACGCGGCAAGCAGCGCUGUCCUCAUCCCCGCUUUCCUUCAAUCCAUUCGAUCAGACAACACCGUCGAGAUGCUGAAGUUUGACCUUCAGCUGUUGUUUUCCAUUUAUGUCACUUGGGUACAAGAUGACGCCUACAGCUUCUACACGCAGCCCCACCUUUCUUGGUUCACAUUGUGCCAAUUGCUAGUUGAUCUCUGGCCAGUUCAUAUGCACGCUUCUUUCCGGGAACAGCAGGAGUUAUUAUAUCCGCUAUUUGAGCAGGCUACCAAGGACAUCUCCUCUGGACGCAAAGACAAAAGCCGAAAUGUGGACUCGUCCUCACGAGCGGCUGCUAUGCUUUUCUCCUUCAACGCAUGCGAUCGCCUUCAAACAGUGCCUGGUUCUGAAGAUGUCAUCCGUAAUGGGAUGCAAAAGAUCCUAGAGAAUCUCUCUCCUACGCAGUUGGGAGAUGAAGACGGUAAAUGCAUGGUAGAAGUUUUCUGUAGCAACUUCAUCAAUUUGCUCGAGCCUCUUGAGGCAAAUGCUUGCUGCGAUACGAUAUGCAGGAUCUUGUCCAGACUUCCUCAGCUGGGAAAGAUUUCUAGCGAUCUCAUCUGCAGGUCCCUCUCUGAGUCUGUCGCCAAGAGCGGGAGCGCAUCAACUCAAAGUGCUUAUUCUGCAGCACUUUUGAAAGCUCUGGGACAAGAUGUUGAUGAUGGCAUCUAUACUGCAGUCGCAGAAGCCAUCCUUCACAUCAAUCCUCAGGCGCUUGCUCGCGAACAGAGAAAGUUGAUACUGGACCGUACAACUGAGCUUUUGAUCUCCGGGAAAUCCAAUCCAGUUGAGCUUUUGGGCGUCGUCGACCACCUCCAGUACGUGCCGAAUGCAUCGGCACAAGUGUCAACCGAAGCCACCGUGCUUUUCGAUAUUGCGGAGCAACUCCAUCAACAAGACGUGGAAACGGAGACCGUCCUACAGCUUCUUAGAGGGCUUGUUCAAAAGACACUGAUGCAAAUUCUACCGAACCAAACCCAGUCAAAAAACAAGGAGUUUGUCAUCGAAUUCACAGGGAGAUUGCUUUCCAUCACCAAGGCUAGAGAUCAGUGCUCAUUAGCGAGGCUCUCAAUUCUCCGAGCGACAUCAUCAGCCCAGAAACAGAACACUCUUCUGCAUAUUGAGCGAUACAUCGAUCUCCUGAAGAAGUUGCUCAGCAGUCCGGACAUUGAUGUGCUACAGGGUUCUCUCGAUGCUUUCAACGACCUAUCGAUAUCUGCAUUGAGAGAAGCCAAGUUGUUCGACCGUGUCCAGACUUGGCUCCGGACGUGGAUCAAGGAUGCUGUGGACCUUGAUCAAUACCAAGCACCUGACGUCGUGAUUCGAUCUGACGUCGUCGAAUAUGUCGCGCGUGUAUACAACUUGGUUACGAAGUUCGAGUUGUAUCCUGAUAUGACAUGGCUAGUACGCUUGACGCUCACGCUUGUACAAUGGAGCCCGGUUUCUAUGCAGAAUACCGUGCACACUACACUUAAAGAUGCACUCACACCUCUCGCCGUCUACGAGAAAUUGGAUUUGAUUGCAGUGUUGACUGCUGAUCAAAAGUUACCGAACUCUGCCGCGGCAUAUCGCAUCCUCAACAACCUUGUCUCAACAAUGGACGACAAGCUUGAGGUUAAUGCUGAGCUGAAACAAAAGCAGCUGGCAUUGUUGCCCAAACUCUGUGCUUUACUUGCUGAUUGCACCGACUAUGAGUCAUUCAACAGCCUCCUCAGCUGUAUAGACACCAUCUUGAAUGAUAAGCCUUCACUCGCGUCGCAAUACAGUAUCGAGUGCGCUUUCGGCAUGCUUGUCAAGCUGACUUCGCGAAGCAGCCCUGCACUGUCCUCUCGAUAUGCUCCAUCGGUCUUUUCAAGGCUUUGUCAUACGAGUCGCCUGAUCCUACUUGUACACAGGGGUCGCCUUGGUGGACGCUUUCACCUCUUCUUGCCGCUCUUGCAAGGCCUCUUGUUCUGUUUGUUCAUCCCAAAUGCUAGUCGAAGCGGCGCACUACCUUCAUGGUUACGAACCACUGUAGCCACAGAGCCCAUACGACUCACAGCUGCCAACGCUUCAGAGUUCACGCGGCUGCUCUCUACACUUUGUAACCCCCCACAGUCUUCAAUCACAAAAGCACACCAACAUCACCAAUCACGCAAAUCCAAGGAUCUCAACGAUCCGAUCAAAGCAGCUCGUGAGAAGGCGAGUAACUUCUUGUAUCCACUCCUUGCGUCAUUCUGUCGCUUCCAGCUCAACGGAAGGCUAGAUCAGAGUGUCAGAGAGAAGCUGAUGCCUGGCAUCUGGGAGGUUGUCGGCACGGCGAGCCUGCACAGAGAGACACUGGACGCAAUGUUUGCCGGUCUAGGCAGAAGUGAGAGGGACAUCUGGAAGGGCCUAUGGGAAGAUUGGGAGGGGGUCCACGGGAGGAGACAGGUUGUCGGUCAUGGAGAGUGA
Messenger RNA from Bipolaris zeicola 26-R-13, 4509 nucleotides. RefSeq lists its product as uncharacterized. Gene Ontology annotation, cellular component: nucleolus. NCBI's taxonomy places the organism in Eukaryota, Fungi, Ascomycota, Dothideomycetes, Pleosporales, Pleosporaceae. The record is from RefSeq and is a predicted model, not a curated record. Gene Ontology annotation, biological process: ribosome biogenesis. The coding region runs from base 1 to 4509 and encodes 1502 amino acids. The transcript has 2 exons.